UUCAACUGGCAGCUGCGAACACAGACUGUGCCUUCGACAACAACUGCCACUGCUGCUGCUGCUGCUGGUGCUGGUGCUGCUGCUGCCGCUGUCGCCAGUGUCUCGCGACGUCCCGUGCUAAGCGUGCGCCGACGAAUAAUUAACACGCCGACGGCAGCGUCUGAGUCGACCACGCAAACUGCAGAACUGACGACGACCUCUAAAUAUAAUCGUCUGCGCAGUAAGCCAGCCACAACGACAGCAGCAGCAACAGCUAAAAACAGCAACAGCUACCUAAGCAAACUAAAAAGUUCGUCAGCAACAUUGCCGUUUGCACCAAGCAGCAGCAGCAGCAGCAACAGCAACAGCAACAGCAGCAACAAUAACAGCAGCAACAACAGCACUGACAACGCGCAAAAACAACAUAAAUUCCAGGCAGCCAGCUAUGCAUUGCGUCGCCAGUUUCAGACACGUCGAUUGACGACAACGGCAUCCUCGACAAGUGUCGAUGAAAACGCCACGGAUGCGCCGCGCACACAAAACCCGCUUUUUAAGCGCCGCCUAACGCUAACCUCUACUGCAACGCCACCACGGAUUUCAACCACAGCGUUAUCGAUAGAUACGACUACCUAUUUGCCUGGCAUUGAGGAUGAUAAUGAUCAGGUGGCUAGGUCCAGCAUACACACAAGUCGCUUCAAUCAUAUCUCGGAACAUUUACGUCCAGGCUUGAGUUUUGAGCUACCCAACAGCAUCAGUAGCGUUGGCGUAGCCAAUAUCACACGUCGUCAGAUGAUACCACGCCCACGUCGGCCACAGUCCGCCACGCCCACACCUAGUACAACUGCAGCAACAGUAACGGCGGCAUCAUCGCCGCCAGCAUCCCGCCGUCAGCAGAGCCGUCGACGGCCGCACAAGUACAUUGAGGUAUACAGCCGGCCGCCUAGCAAACCGGAAGUGGCCACGGCCACAUCUACUGCCAAUCGUCGAUCAGGCGUUGUUGACCACGAGAUCUAUGAUCAGAACCGUGCGAGCGUUACAAAACAGUCGCGACGCCGCAAUGAACCAGCCCGUCUUCAUGUUCAGGGCCAGUCCCAGUCCCAGCCCAAGUCACAGACGCUACCGAAGGUGAUUGUGCAUGGGCAAGGCAUCAUCGAGUGCCUGGACCAAGGCAAUUUUCCUCAUCCGCUCAACUGUCGCAAAUUCAUUUCCUGUGCCAAAUUCGAUGGGACCGGCGGCAUUGUAGGUUGGGAGUACACCUGCCCCAAGGGUCUCGGAUACGAUGGCGACAGCGGCAUGUGCACCUGGGCGGCAGCCGGCGAGAGAGCAUGUCAUAAUUGAAGCGUCUGGGUGGGGGCCAAUGACUGAAUACACGCCUUUGCGGCCCAACGCCACUCCCAAAAAGAGAUAACUGAUUUUUUUUUCUUGCAUGUUGCAUGUUUGCACAAAAUUUUUUAUUGUGAAUAGUUUUAUA
Drosophila virilis is the source of this 1450-nucleotide messenger RNA. RefSeq lists its product as uncharacterized. Gene Ontology annotation, cellular component: extracellular region. Gene Ontology annotation, molecular function: chitin binding. Lineage: Eukaryota; Metazoa; Arthropoda; Insecta; Diptera; Drosophilidae. The record is from RefSeq and is a predicted model, not a curated record.